AGUACUGACGCUUGAUGAUGAGGUGUAUUAACUUGCUGAAAUCACAUAUCCACCUCGGAGUCGCUGAUUAAGGCAAUGAUACGUGUGUUAGGUUAACCUUGUCUGGGUACGUGGAUUAGGGUUGAGGUACUGUUCAAGUUGACUUCUUGGAGUUAACCUAUAGUACUCUCGAUGGACUGCUGUAAAAGUUUUUUUCUUCAUUUGCCGUUAUGUUACUCUCGGUUCUGUUGUCAUCUGCUUAUAUUUUAUGCUUGUAAAUCAAGUUCACGAGCCAUCGUUCAUGUGUGCUGUGCCCGAAGUAUAUAUCGUAAUGGCACUUGCAACAAUGUUUUACGUAGAAGUCAUCCUUCAAGUACGGUUAUUUGCUCUGUAUAACUUUAGGAAACAAGUGACUAUCCCUGUGGCUACCUUUUUCUCCAUCUUGGUGUGUUCCCAGCUGGGGAUGACAAGCUACCUUAUAUAUUAUGACAAUUUAUAUUUCACCGGCCCUGAUACAACUUUAUCGUCCAUUUUUUGGAUUUGUACAGGCGGUAAACGCAAGUUGUACAAUAUUUUCCAAAUACCGUUCAUGGUCUUCGACUUAAUUUUGUUCAUUUUAGCAAUGGUCAAGUCAUUUCGACAUUAUCGUCAGGUUCCUGACAGAAACUGGUCUGGACCAAGUGUAUUCAGAAUUUUUAUCAGAGAUUCAUGCUUAAUCUUUUUGAU
Serpula lacrymans var. lacrymans S7.9 is the source of this 705-nucleotide messenger RNA. RefSeq lists its product as uncharacterized. The record is from RefSeq and is a predicted model, not a curated record. NCBI's taxonomy places the organism in Eukaryota, Fungi, Basidiomycota, Agaricomycetes, Boletales, Serpulaceae. The transcript is spliced from 9 exons. The annotation marks the transcript as partial.